ACUGACGUUACGCCUGAGCCUCGGUAAUGGUAAGUGACAGAGGGUGAGGAAGACGAGGCGAAACUUUUUCAGCUACUAGUUGCUAUUGGUUGUUUAUAUGCUUGACAACAACGGUAGUGUCACUUUCUUCUACUUUGACUGUAAGUCAGUGUUAUUGUCGGUUGAGUGAGAAUUUACCGUCUUCCGUGUGUGGCUAACUAACAUUAAAGUCGUGAACGGUGGUCUGUCGGUCACGAAGUAGCUGAAUUACACAGAAGUUUGUUCGACUUCAAGUUAGUUAAAUACGUAGAGACGCCGAAGAAAAGAAGCUAUGACCAACAGAGAAGACGAAUAUGACUAUCUUUUUAAAGUGGUGCUGAUCGGAGAUUCAGGUGUGGGGAAGAGUAACCUACUGUCUCGCUUCACCCGAAAUGAGUUCAACCUGGAGAGCAAGAGCACCAUCGGGGUGGAGUUUGCUACGCGCAGCAUCCAGGUAGAAGGCAAGACCAUCAAGGCUCAGAUCUGGGACACAGCGGGACAGGAGCGAUACCGAGCUAUCACUUCUGCGUACUACCGUGGAGCAGUUGGAGCUCUCUUGGUUUAUGACAUUGCCAAGCACCUGACGUAUGAAAAUGCUGAGCGCUGGCUGAAGGAGCUGCAGGACCACGCAGACAGCAACAUAGUUAUCAUGCUAGUGGGCAACAAAAGUGAUCUACGCCACUUAAGAGCGGUGCCAACAGAGGAGGCCAAGGCCCUUGCAGAGAAGCAUGGCUUGUCUUUCCUGGAGACAUCAGCGUUAGACUCCUCUAAUGUGGAGCUGGCUUUCCAGACUAUUCUCACAGCCAUCUACAACAUCGUAUCACAGAGGCAGAUGUCAGGGCGAAGCGACUCAGACUUCUCACCAGCCUCCAACGUAGUGCCCAUCACGGUUGAGCCCACCCAAAACUCAGCCACUAAGGGUGUCUGCUGCCAGAGCAACUGAGACCUUACCACUGACCUCCUCCUUCACCUCCAGGCAUUUUGGAGAAACAGCCAGAUAGACAAACAGAGACAGGGAGAAUGGAGAGACAGGUAGAGAUAACCAUUUCACACAAGGACACUUGUACAGGGGUUGAUUUGUCUGGUUAAGAAAACGUAAUACAGUUGAAGAGGGAGACCAGUGAACAAGGGAUCGUAAAGAAGGGGGGUCACGAUCAGAACUGAUUUACAAUCUAAUGAAAAAUGUAACCCAUUAUGAGGUCCCUUUUGUAUCUCAUCACGAUUUCUGUCUUUGAAAACUGUCCUCUAUUUUGAAAGCUCUAUUUUACAAGCCAGUAAAUGCUUUCUCUCAGUUUUCCACCACCAGGAUAUUGGGCAAUAAAAAUCCACAUCCAAAAGACUGAACUGCAACCCCUCUGUGGCCACCAUCAUUCCCAUUUUCCCUAAAUGUAUAAUAUUCAGAAAAUAACCUCCCUUACUAUAUUUAUUGAACACUAGAUUAAGGUCUUGUUUGGCCAAAGGGUUUGCGAUUAAACACUAUUUGGAUUAGAUUUUCCACACUCAUCGCUUUGCAGCAAAGGUAGCUCUUGCCCAAAAUCAUAUAUCUACUGUAUGUGAAGAAGCUAGUAAGGGCAACUACCCCUCACUAAUGGAGGAACAAAGGCUUCAAGUCAUGUUUCCUAAACGCACAUGCUGGAAUUUGGUCAAAGUUGGUUGGUUCAAGUUGUGUUCCACCGGACCACACAGAGCAAUAACAUCGCUCCCUACCAGUGACAUGUAAUUUCUUUUUGAUUGCUUUUGAUCUUUGUUUGGAAGGCUUUCCUGCUCUGAGCACACUUUGUACUCUACAGAUGAGUCAUGCUCUUGCAGCUAUCCCAUCUCAUUUAGAGUUAACGCUUUGCAAAGCUUGCAUUACUAGUUAAUGGUUUAUCUGCAUCACAAGUCAGUUGGAUGGCAGUAUUGGCUCUUUUGAUGACUGUUUCACCCCUGCCCUGAACCUUUGGGUGAAGUGGGAGAGAUUAGGGAAUUGGUUUAAAUGCAUGGGCAACCUUGUGCUGCGGCUGCUGCUUCUGCUUGCUGGGAUAGAUAGAUGGAUAAUGUUUCAGGGGAUGAGGUAGUGAGGGCACUCAGCCCUGCCCUGCUCCUGUGGUCUCUGAUGCACCCGAGAUGGCUUGUUUUACUGUAAGUGAAAUCCUCCACUGCCUGCUACCUACUCCUCUCUGUCUCUCUCUACACUGUAUGUAACUGGAACAGGACUCUGCCUUCUGGGAUCUCCCUGAGGUCUGCCCUCGCUCUCACUUGUCUGUAUUUCCUGUGGAGGGGGCGGCGGUUGUAUUCAGGAGCCAGGAUUGGGUUUGUUAGGAUCUAAUAGUUUAAUAGAUGAGGAAAAGGUGAAAGGAUGGUAGUGUUAGGAGGGGCUUAAUUAUUUCCAAAGGUUAUGCCCACAAAUGGUGUUUAUCUUGGUUAAUGUUUCCACAUCAACACUGACUUCUGUUGACUUCACAGGUCUUAAACUGGGUGGUGUAGGUUAGGGCUUUUUAAACAUUUAUUCUAAUAUGUAUAUUUGGACUGCAUAUGUAUAAAUAAAUCUCAUUUGUUAUAGCCUG
This is a messenger RNA of Sander lucioperca (pikeperch), 2564 nucleotides long. RefSeq names its product RAB11a, member RAS oncogene family, like (gene rab11al). The record is from RefSeq and is a predicted model, not a curated record. NCBI's taxonomy places the organism in Eukaryota, Metazoa, Chordata, Actinopteri, Perciformes, Percidae. The transcript has 5 exons. Gene Ontology annotation, biological process: melanosome transport; exocytosis; neurotransmitter receptor transport, endosome to postsynaptic membrane. Gene Ontology annotation, molecular function: GTP binding; GTPase activity. Bases 311 to 961 code for a protein of 216 amino acids. Gene Ontology annotation, cellular component: postsynaptic recycling endosome; transport vesicle; axon.